Hyphopichia burtonii NRRL Y-1933 is the source of this 2973-nucleotide messenger RNA. It is a transcript of the gene UGA3, whose product is annotated as Uga3p. Gene Ontology annotation, cellular component: nucleus. The transcript has a single exon. Gene Ontology annotation, molecular function: transcription cis-regulatory region binding; zinc ion binding; DNA-binding transcription factor activity, RNA polymerase II-specific. Bases 479 to 2896 code for a protein of 805 amino acids. Gene Ontology annotation, biological process: positive regulation of transcription by RNA polymerase II. The record is from RefSeq and is a predicted model, not a curated record. Lineage: Eukaryota; Fungi; Ascomycota; Pichiomycetes; Serinales; Debaryomycetaceae.
AAAAAAAAGAGAAGAAACUGAAACCUCACGGGAAAAACUAGGGAACUGCUCCAGUUAAUUUAAUGAUCAUUUGACAAAUAACUACCGCCGCUAACUCAAACACCCCACCCGUACACCGCACACUAACAAAAAUCGAAUCCUGCAGAAAUUUUUAGAAGGAAUCAAAAGUACACGACCAUCGACCGCUUGAUCUGGUGAUGGACACGACCCCAAAUCUGUAAAAAAACCAGUAAACUGUAAAAAAUGCUCAAACUGCAAGCACGUACAACCUGCAAACACAAGUAGAUAAGGCCGGGCCAAAGAUGAAGAAUGGAGUACCUUAGGUUAACUAGUUGUUACUGAGUUGUUACUGAGUUGUUACUGAGUUGUUACCGAGUUGUUACUGGUAUUAGGAUACUAGUAGUUAAGCGGUUAAUUUGGUAUUUGUUCAGCUGGUUAGUUGUUCGAAGUUGAGACUGGCGUGAUAGCUCAGUGAAUUAUGAUUGUUACUUUUGAUUCGAAACAGUCUAAAACCUCAUCAGAUAAAAUAGCCGGGGGUCUGCCAGAUAUAGCGUCUCCGCUUUCAUCGUCGUUGUCACCAUUGCCUUAUAGAAUCAAUGGCAGUCCUAUUGAAGCUUUGACGUCUCCAGGAAGUGUAACUGCCCCUAAAAUGAUCAAGAACCAUCAACUUACCAAAAGAUCAAAGAACGGGUGUCUUACAUGCAAAGUUCGAAAGAAAAAGUGUAAAGAAAAUCGGCCCAAAUGCUUGGAUUGUGAAAGACUCAAUAAAGAUUGUAUAUGGAUUGACCAUGAUACCAUGUCGGAAGAAGAAAUUAAAUUCUUGAAGGAAAAAGUCGAAAAGGAAGAAAGCGUAUCUAAGUUAAGAAAAAGGAAAUCAAAAGUUAAAGAAAUGGAAGUUAAAAAACAUAAAAAGGAUAACUUGAAUGAUUCAGUUUAUAACUCUUUGAUAUCUCAAGAAACGGACCCUUCAACGUUACAAACUAACGUUCAUGAUCGAGGAAUCCUGAUUACUAAAAAAACUACAUCAUCCCCCCAUCUGCUCAAACAGUCGGGUCAAUUUCCAAGUCCCGAGGCGUUUGUCAUGUCUCCUCGCUUGAGUCCCUUCAUGGCCCCCAACUCUCCGACUAUAAGUAGUCUAAUGAACCCCAUUGACUCUGCUGAAGUUCCAGCUAAAAAAUCAAAUAAACAGGAAGACUCUCCUCCCCCUCUUGAUUUGGACUUCUCCUUAGAUAAAAGUCCCGGCUCGCCCCAGGCGUUCCUUAGCUUUCUUCGGGAUUUAAGCCAGUAUCAGCACCUGCAACAGAUGGCCGAUCAUAAGAUUACUCUAAUCAAUGACGAAAACCACAAUGAAGAAACAGAUUACCAACAUUUCAUUAAAACAAUAUCUGAAAAUUCCGAUAUUGGUAAAGACCAAAACGAUCAUCCUCUGGAUUCUCCUAUUGCUCUAUCACCGAAUUUCAAUAUAAACUCUCUUCUAGAAUCAUUCUCGUCAUCUUCUCAUAGUCCAACUGCAAUUAACCACUUGGCUUCAAAUUUUAAUGCCUUCUUCCAUCCCACACCCCAAAAUACCCCUUCUCUAUUACCGGACCUCUCAGAAACUGGCGGUUACCUCUAUAAUUACUACGUGGAUACCUUGUCAAGAAAAAUCAGUAUUGCCCCUACUUCACAAAAUGAAUCAAACUCUUACCAAAAAGUCUUUCUCCCCUUGGCCCACAAGGAUAAAGGAGUAUUGUAUGGGAUAUUGGCUUGGUCGGGGUUUCAUCUUGGUGGUGAUUGGCAUAAAGAAGGGGCUAAAUAUAUAAACAUGGCUUUGGAUCAUAUAAAACAAACUUUAACCGAUUUAAGAGAACGAAGGGCCCUGGCGGGUGCUGAAGCUACCCUUAAAGAUACUAGACAAUCAAUCAUUAAUAAAUUGGCUACUUUAUUAAUUCUUUGUGGGGCAGAAAUUUGUCGUGGUGAUGUUAAAAACUGGACGGUUUAUCUCUCUUGGGGUUGGAAAAUUUUAUAUUCAAAUGGUGGUAUUUUAAAUUUUAACUCGAAUAAAGAAGAACAUUGGCUCAUUUCAAAUUUCGCCUAUCAUGACCUAUUAGCAAGUUCUACUUGUGUCCGAGGUACUUAUUUCCCUUCAAAUACUUAUGAUAUCAUCUUCAAUGACACUGAUAAAAUUUCAAAAGGUAAUUUAAGUCCGAUUUUGGGUAUAUCGAAAAAACUCUAUCGUAUAAUUGGAGAUAUAAAUACUUUGGUAUCAGAAAGUAAAAAAAUCUUUGAUGAUUACUAUAACACUAAUAUAAUCGAUCAUGAUAAUUCUAUGGGUGUUUCACAAUCCCCAACCUAUUCUAACAAUAACGAAGAUGACGAGAACGAUGAUACUGACUCUCAAAUUAGCUCCCGGGCUAAAGUUAGCAGGAAACUUUUCGAUGUCAUUACAAAAGCAAAAUAUCUCGAAAGACAGAUCGAUGAAGCAAAACCUGAUCCUUCGGAUAUUUCCAGUUUAACAGACGAAGAUUUAAAUUUACAAUUGACUUUAUUUGAAUCUUUCCAAAUAAGUGCUAAGCUUUUCGUAAGACAAGCCUUACUUAAAUGCAAUCCUUCAGCACUAGAAUCUCAAGUAUUGACUAAUGAUCUUACCAAAUGUAUUGAUAUUCUCAUUGAUUCUCCGGCUCAAGCAUCUCUUGUUUUCCCUAUCUUCAUGGCUGGUAUUCAUUGCGUGACUCAACACGACAGAAUCAUAAUGAAACAAAGAAUCGAGACGUUUGUCACCUUGUAUGGUGCUUGGAGUAUCAAACGUAUUAGACAUAUUUUGGAUAUUGUCUGGGACAGAAAUCCAAAAGGUGAUCUGGUUGUCGAUUGGAUGGCCAUUUUGAACGACUUGAACUGGGAAAUCAACUUCGCUUAACUCUUCUACUUCACUUCUACUUCACUGUAUAUUUAUUCUGAAUAACUAACUUGUAUUAUAAUUUAAUUGGUUUUUGC